Molecule: messenger RNA, 4798 nt
Organism: Candoia aspera
Lineage: Eukaryota; Metazoa; Chordata; Lepidosauria; Squamata; Candoiidae
Gene: GPT2
Product: glutamic--pyruvic transaminase 2
Exons: 12
Coding region: 248-1963 (571 amino acids)
Biological process (GO): biosynthetic process
Molecular function (GO): L-alanine:2-oxoglutarate transaminase activity; pyridoxal phosphate binding
Source: RefSeq, a predicted model, not a curated record
GCGCGGGGGCCAAUGGGCUGUCCCGGCGCUUGCUUUCUCCUUUUCGCGAGCCGCUGAAUCGCGGCAGGGGCGCCGAGGCCGGUUGCUCAUUGGCGAGCUCCGCGGGGCGCGAGCCCGGUCAGCGCCGCCCCUGUCCCCUUUCUGCAGGCGGAGCGGCCGGGGCUGGAAGAGGCAUCCGGAGCCGUCGGGCGUGCGCUUGCCACCGGGUGACCUUCUCCGCUUCUCUCGGAGCGCUGGUUCGGGUACCAUGCAUCGCUUGUCGGGGCUGACCAGGGAAGCCGCUGCUGCUGCCGCCGCCACUCCCCCUCGCCUCCCGGGCUGCCUCCCCCCGCGGAGAGCGGAGGCCGUGCGCUUCCUCGCCUGGCUGGCCACCGACAAAGAACCGCGGCGCCGCCGGCCGCCCCAUGCCCCGCGGAGCGUCGCCCCGCCGAUGGGGUCGGAGCGGACAGCCGGGCCGGGGCUGGCCCGCCGGAGCAGCGCCGCCGAGGCCUCCGCGGUGCAGCUGAAAGAGAAGGCGCCUCGCGAGAAGAUCCUCACGCUGGAGUCCAUGAACCCCCAGGUCAAGGCAGUGGAGUACGCCGUGCGGGGGCCCAUCGUCUUGAAAGCGGGCGAGAUCGAAAAGGAGCUGCGGAAGGGUAUCAAAAAGCCUUUCACAGAAGUCAUCAAGGCCAACAUUGGUGAUGCUCACGCCAUGGGACAGCAGCCCAUCACCUUCCUUCGACAGGUGGUGGCACUUUGCACUUAUCCCAACCUGUUGGACAGCCCCAGUUUCCCAGAAGACUCCAAGGAGAGGGCGAGACGGAUCUUGCAGGGCUGCGGAGGAAACAGUUUAGGUUCAUACAGUGCCAGCCAAGGGGUCAAUUGCAUCCGGGAAGAUGUAGCAGCAUACAUUGAGCGGCGAGAUGGCGGCGUCCCCGCAGACCCAGAGAACAUCUACUUGACCACAGGAGCAAGCGACGGCAUUGCGUCCAUUCUCAAGAUCCUUGUCUCUGGAGGAGGGAGAUCCCGAACCGGAGUGAUGAUCCCAAUUCCUCAGUAUCCUUUAUAUUCAGCUGCCAUUUCUGAAUUGGAUGCCAUUCAGGUGAACUAUUACCUGGACGAAGAGAACUGCUGGGCCCUAGAUGUGAAUGAAUUGCACCGCUCCUUACAUGAAGCCAAAGCGUACUGUAAUCCCAAGGUUCUUUGCAUCAUUAAUCCUGGAAAUCCCACAGGUCAAGUUCAAAACAGAAAAUGUAUCGAAGAGGUGAUACACUUUGCCUGGGAAGAGAAGCUGUUUCUUCUGGCUGAUGAGGUUUAUCAAGACAAUGUCUACUCAGAGAACUGCCAGUUCCACUCCUUCAAAAAGAUCCUUUACGAGAUGGGACCAGAUUAUUGGAAUAAUGUUGAACUCGCUUCUUUUCAUUCCACUUCCAAGGGCUACAUGGGCGAGUGUGGCUACCGAGGAGGCUACAUGGAGGUGAUUAACCUGCAUCCAGAAAUUAAAGGGCAGCUGGUUAAGCUCCUCUCUGUCCGUCUGUGUCCACCCGUCUCGGGUCAAGCAGCCAUGGAUGUUGUGGUGAAUCCCCCUAUUCCCGGAGAGGAAUCCUAUGCACAGUUUAUUAAGGAAAAGGAGUCUGUCUUGAACAACCUUGCAAUGAAAGCCAAACUAACAGAAGACUUGUUCAAUCAAGUGCCAGGGAUCCACUGCAAUCCACUUCAAGGAGCCAUGUAUGCUUUCCCACGAAUUUUUAUCCCUGCCAAGGCCAUUGAAAUGGCAAAGGCCCAUCAAAUGGCUCCUGACAUGUUCUACUGUAUGAAACUUUUGGAAGAAACUGGAAUCUGUGUUGUUCCUGGAAGUGGGUUUGGCCAAAGAGAAGGAACUUACCACUUCAGGAUGACCAUUCUCCCACCAGUAGAGAAACUAAAGGUCUUAUUGGAGAAAGUGAAAGAUUUCCAUAUAAAGUUCCUGGAGGAAUAUUCUUAAACAAAAUAAAGACACUUUUUUUUUCCAGGGUGUAUCUUGAAAGUGUGUCCAAGCUGUGACAGAAAAAUAUGCUUUUUGGAGGGGCAGUCUUCUUUGAUCAAAUUCACAAUAGAAUUACAACUACUGGAGCCCAGCUGUACUUGCUUCAAUAUGAUAAAAAGGGCUGGUAAAAUACUAAAACAGGCCUACUAAAAUAAGAUAUGGGAGAUUUGUUAUAAGAAUUAUUAAUGCAGUUAUUGGUUGUGAACUGGGAUGUCACAAAAAUUGCUCCUGUCCCACAAUACGAAAGCAAAACUUGAUUGGGUUUGAAGUUCGGAUGUUGAUAAACAUUCUUCUGUGCUUUUUUUAAUAAAAGAUAUUACAAUAUCCCUUCCUACCAAACCAAUUCAGAAAACUGCAAUUGUACUGGUAAGCUAAAGGAACAGAUUAUUUAUUUGGAGCUCUUCUGGGGAGACUAAGUGGGUUGCACCCAGAAAUCUUCUGCAGUAGGAGAAGUACUCAAAUCUCCUGUUUUGGGAUCAAAUAAGAGGCCCAAGAUUUUGUUCUGACAAUCAGAGAAUGUAUUGAGUGCCUUUUAAAUUCCUGGUGAGGUUGCCUCAACAUGUGAAAUAGAAGAAUGCUCACUUAAUCUGUUUACAAGCAUGACCAAAAAAUAGUAAAAGAAGGGAGCUAGAAAUGGACUUGGGGAAUGAUAACAAUACUUAAAAUCCUCUUUAUUUUUGCCCAGCUGUUUGCAAGCUAGAAAUAUUGGGUUUCAGCCCCCUUUGGCCAUGAUGAUUGUUGAAGCCUUAACAGAUUUGGAGGGGGAACCUGGUUGCAGAAAUCUGGGUAGGAACUACUUUGGAAAAUAAAUACUAGGUUACUUUAUCCAAACAAAGAAAAGAAGGUUUGGAUUCCAUCUUUGAAUUAUAAACACAAGUUGAUGAUAAUAGAGGAACAUUUCAUCAGAACUGCUGGCUUUCUUGAUCAUUGUCCUUUAGGACUUCUGAUGGCUCUUGAAUAAUCAUAAUGGGGCCAACAUAGACAAGAUUCCACAAUAAGGGUCCAAUUUGACAUGCAGUUGCUUUCCUGAAUAUUCAGAUUCCUUCAGAACUCUGAUUUGAAUUGAAAUGGGUAUUAAACUGGGACUUGGUUGGAAACUUAGUCUGCUUGAAACUGUGUUCCUGGUUGUUGAAUUUCAACUGUUCAGAAGCCAUUCACUUCAGUCUCUUAAUUCAGUAAAUGUUGUUUGAUGUGCCAGAAGGCUGAUACAUGUAUAACUAGUUCUUGUAGUAGUACAUAAAAAAAUAACAGGACAGAAUAACAAAGAGAAUGCCUUUCAUGUGAUUAAAUGGGAUCUAGUUUGACCCAUGUUUUUCACCCUUGGUGUCAAGCCCCUAACAACAACAUUCAAUCAAACAGGAGAAGGAAAAAUUCACACAGAGUUUCAUUAAUCAGGUUUAAUGCCAGGGGAAAAAAGAUUGAAAACUGAAUAAGCCCUCAUUUUAGUGAAUUCAUUAAGGUGGCAUCUCCAAGGAUCAUUUCAGCUGCUUUUUCCCAAAUUCCUUCACUGAAGGGCUAAUGGCUCUUUGCCAUAUAAGACUGAAACAUCCAUUUGUUCUCCAUUAGUUGUGUUUUGAAAUACUCCUCCCCAUCCUCCAAGACUUCUGUUACACUUGGGUAUCAUAAAAUAGGAUUUACAAUUGCUUCCCACCCAGUGCUCUUCAGAUUGGAUGGGAGUUAUGGGUUCAGCACAUCUGAAGACCCCUCAUGUUGAAGUUUCUCAUGUUAGUUCAGUUGUUAUGAUAUAAUAUAUGGACCAUCAGUACUCGUAAGAUCUCACUACCAAGAUGGUAUAUUAUUUUGAGUAGCUGAGCCAUUUUCCAGAACUUUCAAACAUCUCUUCAGCUGGAGAUUACUAGUCACCCUAUUUUCUUAAUGAGGGCUAUACUUGGUUGGUGUCAGUUUUGUUGAAUUCUGAAUGACUUGCUUAGAUUAUACUAUAAAUUACAGUUAGCUGCCUCUUGAAUCAUAUUUGGUACUUUAUUGAUGUCAUCAAUUCUUAACAGGGUGAUAAUAGUUCUCAAACCGAUGGCACUUUUUCUCAAAUCUGUAAGUUGCCAUACAGACUACCCAAUGCAAGAGAAUGUUGUGCUUCAUCACGGGCAGUUGCAAUUUUAAAAAUAUAUAUUUUUGUAAGUAAACUUUUUUUUCCAGACUGGACGGAUGGGAAGUAUUUGUAGUCUUACCAAACCAUUUUUUAAAAAAUACUCUCUUGUGUUAACUUCUUAAUGCUACUGAAAAUUAUGUCAAGUUUACAUGUUUCUAAGUAAUGCUUUUACAGGGAUAUUUUGGAAUUUUACUUGUUUCUGUUCCUUGCAUUUUUAAAAAUGGGAAGUAGUGAUACUUUUCAUUUACUUUUAAAUAUAAAACACCAACUUCUAGUUUUCUUUUUGUCUCAGAAACUGUAUCUUAGGGUGCCUUUUGGUUUCUGGUAUUUUUUGGUUUAUUGCAUCUCAGCAUGGUGCAUAAUAUAGUCAUCAUUAAGGUUGAUUUAUCACAUUUGUCAUUACUUCAAGGAAAUUAACAUGCCACUUAAUUGUCCUUGGCUAGUGAUGGCCAUUUUCUGAGACCUACUCCCAAGCCUCCAUGGAUAUGAUCCUCAGAUGGUUUAAAAAUAAUUAGACUCUGGGAGUUGCUUCAUUUUUUAUGUCAAGGAAUUGAUUACCAAGGCAAUCUGACAUUCUGAUGUUUGGUCAUAGGUUUGCAUUUUCUGCCUACUGGUGUUCCUCAUUCUGUACUUGGAUGACUUUUUAAAGAUCCUUUAAAAAUAAAAGCUAUUAUGAACUGUGGAAA